Messenger RNA from Clunio marinus, 3884 nucleotides. Lineage: Eukaryota; Metazoa; Arthropoda; Insecta; Diptera; Chironomidae. The record is from the annotation of a GenBank genome assembly.
UGAAGCUAAAGCUUGUCGAUAUGUGGCUUAACACCCACGUAGAGUUGAUUUUUAAGCAAAUGCUUCCUCAUUUUAAUUGUGUAUUAUAAGAAAAGUCGAAAAGUACGGCAUUUGAGUUGGAAAACUAUUGAAAACGAAGCAAAUAUUUUUACAGUACAAAAAUAAUCAAGAACAACAACAAACCAGAAGAUUGAUUAACACUAAAAUUCUUGAAGCACUGCAUUGUAAAGCAAAAGUUCUUAUCGCAUCUAAAUGAGUGGUAGAAUCAAUAAGCACUUCCGGAAUUUUAACGAUGACGAUGAACAAGAGAAAAUUUGUAAUGGAAUCCAAUAAGCAUAUGCUUAAUUAUAUUGAGAUUGUGCCAGGUCAAUUGGUAUUUGUAACAUUCAAGAAAGAUUUGAAACCAAUUUCAAACAAACACAGAACGUACAUAAGAGUGGAUAAUUUUCUUCAUUAUGAAGGAUUCUAUAACGAUUUUGGUCCAUACAAUAUUUGUAACUUAUAUCACUACUGCAAAUAUCUCAAUCUUGAAUUGGAGGCGGCACGCAAAGCAAACAAUCGUCUCGUGAUUCAAUACACUUGGAUGGAGAAGGAGAAGCGAGUGAACAGCGCCUACGCAAUCGGCUCCUACGCUAUUAUUUACCUGGACAAAACAGCCGACGAAGUCUACAAACUUCUCACAAACAAUGAAACUCAACUUUACGCCAAGUACAAUGAUGCAUCGGCUGUUCUUAGUGAAUACAAAUUAACGCUCCUUGAUUGCCUUCGUGCAGUAGAAAAAGCUCAUCAUUUUGGCUUCUUUAACUUCGACGAUUUCAAUUAUCUCGAGUAUGAGCAUUAUGAGAUUGUCGAAAGUGGUGAUCUCAAUUGGAUUGUGCCGAAUAAGUUUAUUGCAUUCUGUGGUCCCCAUAUGAUGUCUGGAACUGACAAUAAAGGCUACACACAUCACGCACCAGACAAAUAUUUUGAGUAUUUCCAACAAAAUCAUGUCACGACAAUCAUUCGAUUGAAUUAUAAAUUUUAUGAAGCUUCAUCAUUUAUCGAUGCCGGCUUCAAGCAUUACGAUUUGAUUUUUCGUGAUGGAUCGACGCCAAGUGACACAAUUCUAAAUCAAUUUCUUGACAUAUGUGAACGUACGGAUGGUGCAAUUGCAGUGCAUUGUAAAGCUGGACUUGGGCGAACAGGCUCCUUAAUUGGCGCUUAUAUCAUGAAGCAUUAUCGCUUCACAGCAAUGGAGACAAUCGCUUGGAUUCGACUGUGUCGACCAGGCAGUGUUAUUGGACAUCAACAACAGUGGAUGGAAGAGAAACAACUUCCCAUGUGGAUUCAAGGCGAAGCCUAUCGACGUGAUCACAAAAUAAAAUCAUUAAAAAUUCAUGAGUUGGGAAUUUACAGUCAUAAGAACAAAAGUUGCUUGGACGAAGAGUUGCUUGAAUCAAAAAUGAUACAAACGAACGAUGAGAUUGAUGGAGUUGACACGGAAGAUGAUGAAACAGCAACAGAAAAUGUUGACGAACUUAUUGGUGAACUUCAGGAGAAAUCGAGUAAGAAACGGUCGAGAUCCGUGACAGGAAUCUCUGAAAAAGUUGAUACAAUGAAACUCGACGAUGCCAAUGGAAAUGUAACAAAAGAUGUCGUGCGAACAAAUGAUAAGAAUGGAAAUAUCAUAACAGCAGCUGGAAGCUCAUCAACAAUUUCCAAGACGAUGAAAGGUCGAAACAUUUCAUCUUUAAUCAGAAGAAUUCAGCCAGGUGCUAACACAUUGCCAACAAAACUUCCUUCAUCGAUUGAUACAGGCGAUCAAAUCACACAGGGUGACGAGCUCAAUCAAAUUAAAUUUCGAAGAGCUGUCAACCAUCAUCGUUCCGUCACUGUUGCUGUUGCACAAACGGACGCCAUCCCAAAGCCACGCGCAUAUCACAAUCGCGCUAAAUCACAAUCAAACACGCGAACCCUUGACCAUGAUGUACCUACAAACAUUGCACGACCUGUGCCGAUAACGAAGAGUGGAAAUCCAAGGUUUACUUAUGUUGUCGUGCGAACAACUGCUUGUAAUACAAUUCCCUCGUCAACGCCACCCACACGAACCGAACCCGUUAGUCACAUUCCGACCAUAACGAAUAGCAAUAAGCUGAUAAAAAGCAAGCAAUCAAAGGAAGAUGGAAUAAAACGAGCGUCUGUACGACGAACAACCUUGGGACGUUCGAGACUGUCGCGAUCACCUGUGAAGCCAAUGACUUGUACUGUUAAUUCAUUGACGUCAACGAAUCAAACUGUGACAACGACUAUUGCCAACUCACACACUUCAUCACCAGUACACGAGCGUGUCGAGAUUGACGACAUUAUUGGACCAGUAACGAGAAGUCGAACGUGUCGUUUUUGUACAUCAAACGAAGAUAAUGGAAAUGAAGUGAAUCAUAAACGAGGGAAGCGUUCAUUGAGUAAUUCGAGAUUUCAUGACAAAAAGAAUAAAUUAUCGAGAAAAGCUCAGAUUCUUGUUCCAUCAUCCGUAACAGGAAGCGCAAUAACGACGAGAAAGUUGAGAAAAGAGACAUCAUUAGAUUCAGCGUUAGCUGAUGUAGCAUCGCCAGACACUCAAGACAAUUCAUCGUUAUCAGAGUCACCCACAAAGGAAGUGACAAAAUCUCGAAUGAAAAAACCCACCGUCAGGCUGAGUUCGCAGAAAUGUCUAACUUGAAAGACUUAAACAUAAAUGAUGAAGAAGGAAUUUCAUUUCAGUGGAAAGUGCACUUUCAAAACAUUUAAAUGGAUACACAAAAACUAGUUGCACUCGUUCAUAUCUCUCAAUGUUGCUACCCUUCCAGCCAUACAUUCAAUUCUUGCCAUAAUCUACACCCACGCUUCCAAACGGAUCAACGAAAUAAAAUCCAUUGACGGAAAAUCCAUUCUUACGACGAAGCUGAAAAGUUUUUUUUUCAAUUGAAACUUUUUCCCUACAUGCAUGCAAAAAAUGCUGAAAAACUUUUUUAACAUUCAACUCGACGAUAUUUUCUAUUUUCCUGUGGUGAUUUUUUAAAUAGAUAUUCUGAGUUUGACUUCUUUUUUUUCUUUUACCUUCUUUAGUAUUUUUUUAGUUGUUUAAAAAGAAAUUUUCAGCGAAACUUUUGUUUUAGUCAUUUUUAAUUGAGAAAGUUUAGUUCUCAAGAGUUUUGUUUGUGACGAAACUUUCCACAUGCUGAUGCUCGCCAAUUUACACCAAACUUUGUCCAAAUUUACAAUAAAAUAUUCCAUUCCGAAUCCUUCCACAAUUUAUUAACUUAAAUAACAAUCCAUCGAAGAAGUUUUGCAUCAAACAACUCUUGAAAACUUCAUUUUCACUUCGCUAUUUUACAAAACGGUAUGCAAUAUAUUUAAACAUGACUAAUAGGAUUAAACUCUUAUUUUAUUUAACUUUAUUUUAUUUAAAAAGAAAACUUAUUUAAGAUUCUUUUCUGUAAGAAAGAAAAAAGAUUUUCUGGGAUUUAUCAUCGAGCUAAGAUAUUUUCUUUAGUCUAGACAUGAAACUUGAUAUAUAAUGAACAUAAAUAAAUAUUAAGUGAGUUUAUUCGAUCAUAAAACAAAUUCCCUUCACAUGAUGAAAAGUACUAAAGGAUCGAUAAAAUAAGAAAAACUUCAAUUGAUCUCUUUGAAAAAUAUCUCCACGCUCGUAAACUUACGCAAUACAUAAAAAAAAUUCUCAUUUGUUCUUCUUCUCAUCAAUUCGUGUAGCGAAGAUGAAUCAAAAACUCUUAAGACAAAAAGUUUAUUAGAUUUAGAUGAAGUCUUGUAAUCAAUAAAUUUAUUUGUGAAAUGAUUAAAAAAAUUCUAUAUAUUUGAAAAAAGUGAAAAUAUUUAAAUAAAAUUUGGAAUUUCCUUGAAUACAG